GUACAUUGACAGUAGUACCAAACAAACAUGGCCGCCUCCGAACAGCUUGACUUGGGCGUGUUAAACACUGAUAAAAAAGAGACUAACUCAGCCAUGGAAAUGGACAAAUGCGCGGCUGCUGAGAAUAACACAGAACCCGAAAAGAAGGAAUCACCCGAAGCUGACCAGGACAUAGCGGAGCUUUUUAAAAAACCCACUGCAUUCCCCGUGCCUUCUCUCGCCAGCAAACGUAGCCUGGACGCUGCCGCCGCCUCCAAACCUGGAGCCGAGACAAGACUCGAGAAGGAAAACAACAAAGCACAAGUUGCGGACACUAAUAGUGAUGCAUCGGUCUCAGCUAACGGUGGCCAAACGCUGGAAACUGGGCCUGAAAUGAAUCAAAAUGGUGAUGAACAUAGCGACAAUGCUACUAUAAACGUGAAAACCGAUUCUAAACACAAGGUGGUCCCAUCUAAGGUUCCGCCUGUUGGAAAAUUCCCUCCUCUUCCAUACACAGAGCCGCAUUGGGGUGGUCCGGCUCCAGCUGACGUCUAUUCUCUUGAAGUUUUGAAAAACGGCACCAUAGUGGACAAGGUGCCCCUCGCCCAUAAAGGUUUCUUCGUGGUUGGACGUUUGCCGGUGUGUGAUGUACCCUUGGAACACCCGUCCAUCUCCAGAUACCAUGCUAUCAUUCAGUAUCGUCAGCAUCCCGGCAAUGGGGAUUCUGUCGGCGAGGGGCGAGGUUUUUACAUUCAGGACCUGGGCAGCACACACGGUACAGUCGUUAAUAAGAACAAGAUUCCUCCCAAGACAUACAUCAGACUCCGCGUUGGACAUGUCCUUAAAUUCGGCGGAAGUACGAGGCUUUUCAUCAUACAGGGUCCAGAAUGUGAUGAGGAAGAAGAGUCCGAACUAACGGUCACAGAGCUGAAAGAGCGAGGCAGGAAAAUGAGGGCGGAGCUUGAGAAAAGAAUGAUGGGAGAGGGUUCUGAUGAUGAAGAGGAAGGAGCGGAGAAGGAUGAAGACAAAAGCGGCAAUAGCAAAUUGUCCAGUGAAGACUCGGGCUGUUCUUGGGGAAUGGCCGAAGAGCAUCUUCCAGAAGAAGAUGAGAAUGAGGAGAACCCCUUUUCAACGGAGUUCCAUGAAGACCAGGAAGCUGCAUACUUGAAGGACCCAAAGAAAGCCUUACAAGGUUUUUAUGAGCGGGAAGGCGAGGAACUGGAGUUUGAGUAUGAAGACAAAAAUCACGGCAGCUGGCUUUGCAGAAUCAAGCUACCUGUGGACGAUGCCUUGGGCCGACAGCUUAUUGCAGAGGUUACUCACACGGGGAAGAAAAAAGAAGCAGCAGUUCAGUGUUGCCUCGAGGCCUGCAGGAUGCUCGAAGCCAGAGGAGUGCUGCGUCAGGAAGCAGUGUCCCGCAAGCGCAAGAAAAAGAACUGGGAAGAUGAAGACUACUAUGACAGUGAUGAUGACACCUUCCUAGACCGGACAGGCACUGUUGAAAAGAAGAGGAAGGAGAGAAUGAAAAGAGCAGGAAAGAUUGAGGAGCGGCCCGACACGCAUGAAUCACUGCUGGCUAAGCUAUCACAGGUGGAGAAGGAGGUAGCAGAAACACAGAAAAAGCUGGGCACCCAUGGAAAAGAUACUUGUGGCUCUUCUACCGAUGACCCACUGGAUGCCUUCAUGACCGCUGUGCGCAGUGAUGCGACUAUGGAUGCCGUGGAGCGGAGAAAGCUCCAUGUGCACAUAGCAGAUCUUCGAAAAGAUGCCCAGCGACUACGCAAGUUGGUAGAACUUACUCGCCCCUCUCAGCUGCCCUCGCUGCUCCCCAGUGUUAACUCCAAGGCUGAGAAACCGAAGAAAGCCUUGCCGCUUUUUGGAGCCAUGAAGGGAGGAAGCAAGUUCAAGCUGAAGACAGGCACUAUUGGGAAGUUGCCUCCGAAGCAGCCCAACUUGCCUUCUGAGCUUUUUAACAUGAAAGAACUUCCGCCAGGAGGAGAGGAGGAGGAGGAGGAGGAGGAAGAAGAAAACAGGACAGUACAGGAGGAGACUGCUGAAAACAUGGAGGCUAAUGAAGAUAAAGUGUGCGAGUUGAAUGUCGAUCUUGUAGAGGCCAGCAACCUCAUAUCUCAAGAGACUUCAGGGCAGAAAGGAGAAAAACGAGUGUCAGAACCAAAAGGUGGAUUGCCAGAAUUUAAUUCAGAAAAAGAGAAAAGUCCGGAAAGGAGCAAAACCAAGACGUGUACUGAAACAGGCAAGCUGUUUCUUCAUCAGAACUCCAAGCCCAACCAUGACCCAUCAUCUUCCGAGUCCAAAAACGAGGUUGAUACGGAUCUUGGUGCGAGAAAGAAGAAAAAAGUCAUGGGUCCCAGCAGGCCACCCAUGCAGCUCUCGAGUCAGUAUCCACAAGACGACCCUGAUUACUGUGUUUGGGUACCGCCAGCAGGUCAGACUGGAGAUGGUCGUACUCAUCUAAACGACAAGUAUGGCUACUGAGUGGAAAAAGCGUCCCUAUACCAUACACUUAAAUCUGACCCAACACCACCAUAUGAGAUGAUCAACCUCAUGAGAGACCAAAGGGGAAUCAAAGUCAAAACUACACUUCUUGAUGUUGGCUGACAACAUACACGAGAAGUAUAGAAAUUCCUGCUGACAAGACUGCCAUUUGACCGCAACACACAAGAUUCAGGUUCUGUCCUUUUCACCCUUCAAGCAGAAAAUGGAUAAUGGCAGUGCAAGAAGAGCUAAAUGUAUUCAGCGUUUUUCUUCCCUUGUCUCUGGCUGCUCCUCUUUCACUUCUAACCACCUGACAUUCAAUCUGUAUCCCUCCCCUAUUUGGCUCCGCUUGAUCACUGGCAUUACUUUUUUCCCCCCUGCAAAAGAGUGUGUAGCAGGGAGGGAGAGCAGUGAAGCAGCUUUUCUGACCAUCUGGACACUUGGAUGGCUUACUGGAUGAAACGCAAGCUGAUAAUGACUCAAGCUACAGUAAGCAGAGUUGUGUGUCAGCUGACGCACGCACACUCAUUGUACAACCUUCUCAAAGUUCUCUUUUUAACAGGAUUGUCUUUAUUUGCCAGUCAGCCAUUUUUGUCUGUCUAUGUAGGUUUAUCUGGCAGUAAUGCUCAUUUGAUUUGCAGCCAUUUUCUGUCGUUUUUUGUGGAAAAGUAAAUACGUUGAUGUGUUUUGUUAUAUAAAUAUAUAAUAAAGAUGUUUACACACA
Corythoichthys intestinalis (scribbled pipefish) is the source of this 3199-nucleotide messenger RNA. RefSeq names its product solute carrier family 4 member 1 adaptor protein (gene slc4a1ap). The record is from RefSeq and is a predicted model, not a curated record. Gene Ontology annotation, molecular function: protein binding; mRNA binding. Bases 28 to 2475 code for a protein of 815 amino acids. The transcript has 14 exons. Lineage: Eukaryota; Metazoa; Chordata; Actinopteri; Syngnathiformes; Syngnathidae.